AACCCACCAUAUCCAACCGAAGAAACGUGCAAGACCACUACUAAAGAAAUGUGCAGGACCACCACCAAAAAAACGAGCAAGACUACUACCGAAGAAAUGAGCAAGACCACCACUGAAAAAAUGAGCAAGACUACCACCAAAGAAAUGAGCAAGACCACCACCAAAGAAACAUGCAAAACCACCACCAAAGAAACGUGCAAGACUACUACUGAAGAAAUGUGCAAGACCACUACCGAAAAACAUGCAAAACCACUUACCGGAGAAACAUGUGAGACCAUACACCAAGAAGAAAAUCUAACAGCA
Molecule: messenger RNA, 303 nt
Organism: Racocetra persica
Lineage: Eukaryota; Fungi; Glomeromycota; Glomeromycetes; Diversisporales; Gigasporaceae
Source: the annotation of a GenBank genome assembly